Molecule: messenger RNA, 1684 nt
Organism: Aedes albopictus (Asian tiger mosquito)
Lineage: Eukaryota; Metazoa; Arthropoda; Insecta; Diptera; Culicidae
Gene: Gcat
Product: 2-amino-3-ketobutyrate coenzyme A ligase, mitochondrial
Exons: 3
Coding region: 359-1648 (429 amino acids)
Biological process (GO): L-threonine catabolic process; biosynthetic process
Cellular component (GO): mitochondrion
Molecular function (GO): pyridoxal phosphate binding; glycine C-acetyltransferase activity
Source: RefSeq, a predicted model, not a curated record
GCGCGGCCGAUCUUCCUUCAGUCCUGUUUACUUCGUCGUCCAGACCGGUUGAGCAGUUUGUAGCAACCGCGCUUGCUAUUCGCCUGACAACCCGCGAAACUCACGGCGACGGCAGUCUUCCUCGUUGUCCCGCGACAAUUUAAUAUAUCUCGUUGUACAUAGCAACGGCUGCUAACGCCUACUGAGAGUUGUGCCCGUCCGACCAUAUUAAAUUGGUUCCAAUUUCGCCGAGUUAAUCAAUUUAGGAGUGCUACGAUUGCCAAAAGUGCGAUAGUACUGGAAGCAUAUUAGCUGUUAGACCGGUAGUGCGUUUAACUCAGUACACCUUCUGAUCUAGUGGAAUCAGCGAAAUUCAAACAUGUUGCUAACCAAACAGUUGCUGAGCAGAAAUGCAUUGGCUGCAUCAGGAAAUCUGAACACCCUGCAGGUGCUUCGUCACGCGAGCAGCGUAACUGCUGCCAGCGCACACUUCCGCCAGAUCGUCCAAACCCAACUGGAUGAAAUCGAAAAGGCUGGGACCUACAAACGGGAACGAAUCAUCGUUUCACCUCAGGCCACGUCCAUCAACGUGGAGGGCUCCCAGGGUAAAAUCCUCAACUUUUGCGCCAACAACUAUCUUGGAUUGGCUUCCCACGCGGACGUCGUUGACUUCAGCAAGAAAGCCCUGGAUGAAUACGGCGCCGGACUGAGUUCGGUGCGGUUCAUCUGCGGCACCCAAGACAUCCACAAGCAGCUGGAGAAGAAGCUAUCGGAGUUCCAUCAACGGGAGGACACCAUCUUGUACGCGUCCUGCUUCGAUGCCAAUGCCGGAGUCUUCGAGGUGGUACUGACCCCGGAAGAUGCCGUGUUCUCGGAUGAGCUGAACCACGCGUCGAUCAUCGACGGGAUUCGACUUUGCAAGGCCAAAAAGGCGCGGUAUCUCCACAGAGAUAUGGCCGAUUUGGAGGAGAAGCUGAAGUCGACAGAUGCCCGCAUCAAGAUGAUCGUCACGGAUGGGGUGUUCUCGAUGGACGGAAACGUCGCUCCGCUGCCGGAGAUCUUCGCCUUAGCGGAAAAGUACAACGCCCUAACUUUUGUGGAUGAUUGCCAUGCGACCGGGUUCUUCGGAGCGACCGGAAGGGGGACGGAGGAGUUCUACGGCAUGCUGGGACGGUGCGACAUCAUCAACUCGACGUUGGGCAAAGCUUUGGGAGGAGCUGCCGGAGGUUACACCACUGGGCCCAAGGAGUUGGUAGACUUGCUGCGGCAAAAGUCUCGCCCUUACCUGUUCUCGAACUCCCUUCCACCUCCGGUGGUGGCCAGUGCCAUGAAGGUAAUCCAAAUGCUGAUGGAGUCCAACAAGUUGACGGCCCGGGUGCAGAGCAAUACGAAACGCUUCCGGGACGCCAUGACCAAGGCAGGGUUUACGAUCUCCGGCAUGGAUCACCCAAUCAGUCCGGUGAUGCUGGGCGAUGCACGACUGGCAUCGGUAUUUGCCGACGAGAUGCUCAAACGGGGAAUCUACGUCAUCGGAUUUAGCUAUCCGGUGGUGCCGAAGGGUAAGGCCCGUAUCCGGGUGCAACUGUCGGCUGCUCAUACGGAUGAGGAAAUCGAUCGAGCGGUGGCCGCAUUUAUUGAAGUGGGCAAGCAGCUUGGGGUGAUUUCGUAAACGAAUGUGGAAACUGAUUAAAAAACUGAUUUUUAA